Messenger RNA from Symbiodinium necroappetens, 720 nucleotides. The record is from the annotation of a GenBank genome assembly. Lineage: Eukaryota; Dinophyceae; Suessiales; Symbiodiniaceae.
AUGGCCGCGGCAGGCGUUCAGCUACCACAGACUUUGCAGGGCGAGGAGCAGGUGCAGCGCCUGGACACGGAGAUCGGCCGCCUGAGCCAGGAGUGGCGGCAGAAGCGCGACUCCUUCCGUGCUCGCACCUCUAUGGUUUCGCCGGAUGAGCAGUUGGUAGCUGCCGCUGCAAACGGACGAAUCCAGGAGUGCCGCCAGCUACUCCAGCGUGGUGCAGCUGGCCCUGAAGCGACGUCAAAGGUGGGCCAGUCAGCGCUCAUGGCGGCAGCGCGGGCUGGAAGCGCAGAGGCCGUCUCGCUCUUGCUGGCCGCCCGUGCAGAUCCCAGUUCCGCACGCGGCGAGCGCCGAACCACGGCACUGCAUUCAGCCGCGGAGCUCGGCCAUGGCAAGAUCUGCCUGGCUCUCCUGUCUGCCCGGGCGGACCCGGAAAAGGCAGACGCCCGCGGAACGACACCAGCUUCGAUGGCUUCCGACAAGGAGGCCCUGUGGCCGCUGUUUGCAGCAGUCGGCUGCGAACGGGCACCGCCUCAGUCGUCGCUGAGUUCAACAACUUCUCCGGAGUCGACGAUGUGCUCGACGCGACCAAGCUCGGGCCACAGCACCGUGCGGACUGCUCGUGCUUUGCCAGUGGCUCCCAUCGACAUCUUGGCCUCGGAGUCUGUCGGUGGCCUUGAAGCCCUGGCUUCAAAUUCAUCACAGCUCAGGUCCCUGGGCCUCUAG